Messenger RNA from Lolium rigidum, 2957 nucleotides. Its product is annotated as probable receptor-like protein kinase At2g42960. NCBI's taxonomy places the organism in Eukaryota, Viridiplantae, Streptophyta, Magnoliopsida, Poales, Poaceae. The coding region runs from base 287 to 2920 and encodes 877 amino acids. The transcript has 10 exons. The record is from RefSeq and is a predicted model, not a curated record. Gene Ontology annotation, biological process: protein phosphorylation. Gene Ontology annotation, molecular function: protein kinase activity; protein binding; ATP binding.
UCUCCUUCUUCUCCCUCCUCCCAAUCCACCCCUGCCACUGCGCCCCGGAGGCGGCCAGCUUCCGCCACGUCCAUCGCCGACGCAUCAUAGCUUGUCACUAGCCAGGGAGCUGCCGGAGGACGAACAGUCAGAGGCGGCAGCGGCGGCAAGGUGGGGGGUAGUGACUGACAGUGCGGUACCAAUACCGCUAGUACUGCUCCAAGAACCCUAGCGGGGGUGGUGGCCGGCGGCCGCCUGGGGUUUCUUUCCAGUCUUCGCUUUCUCGAGAGGCUGCUCAGAAAUAAAGAUGCCGACAGGCGAAAGCCUACGUGCAGAGCUAUCAUCCAAGACACCGCCGUUUGGUCUGAGGCUGUGGAUAGUGAUUGGCAUCAGUAUCUGGGUGGUAAUCUUCUGUAUACUAGGUUUCAUGUGCUUCUGGUCGAUAUAUCGGAGGAAGCCAAAGAAGUCUUUUGAUAACAUCCCAGUAUCUCAAAUCCCGGAUGUAUCGAAGGAGAUUGCGGUGGAUGAAGUGCGGCAACACGCUGUUGUUGAGAACUACCAAGUGCAAGAGAGCCAUGCACUGACAGUAAAAGAGAAACCUCAUGAUAAAGAUUCCGGGAAAAUGCUGGGGCACUUGGUUAGGACGAAAUCAAGUGAUGCUGAUAAUUUGAGCCAGUGCAGCUCGGUCUACCAAUGCGAUAGGGCUGGUAGUUCGUAUUCUGGUGACGAAGGCAACUCGGGCAAUGCUAGGAGGCAGUAUACUCAGUAUGCAACUGUCUCCGCGUCCCCUCUGGUUGGUCUCCCAGAAUUUUCACACCUGGGUUGGGGCCAUUGGUUCACUCUGAGGGAUCUGGAGCAUUCUACCAAUCGGUUUUCUAAGGAGAAUAUCAUUGGAGAGGGUGGAUAUGGGGUAGUCUACCGUGGUCGACUCAUAAACGGGACUGAUGUUGCAAUAAAAAAGCUUCUGAAUAACAUGGGCCAGGCGGAAAAGGAGUUCAGGGUUGAAGUUGAGGCUAUUGGCCACGUCAGGCAUAAAAACCUUGUCCGCCUGCUAGGAUAUUGCGUCGAGGGAAUCCACAGGAUGCUUGUGUAUGAGUAUGUGAAUAAUGGAAACUUGGAACAGUGGAUCCACGGUGCCAUGCGGCAACAUGGUGUUCUUACUUGGGAAGCUCGAAUGAAAAUCGUUCUUGGAAUUGCCAAGGCGCUUUCUUAUCUACAUGAAGCCAUAGAACCAAAAGUUGUGCAUCGCGAUAUCAAGUCAAGCAAUAUCCUAAUUGACGAGGAUUUCAACGGAAAGCUUUCUGAUUUUGGAUUGGCCAAGAUGUUGGGUGCAGGGAAGAGCCAUAUCACAACUCGAGUUAUGGGAACUUUUGGGUAUGUAGCCCCUGAAUAUGCCAACACAGGUCUGUUAAACGAGAAGAGCGAUGUCUACAGCUUUGGUGUGCUGCUACUGGAAGCAGUUACUGGGAGGGAUCCUGUCGAUUACGGUCGACCAGCUAAUGAGGUGCAUCUAGUGGAGUGGCUGAAAAUGAUGGUUGGCACGAGGAGAGCCGAGGAGGUGGUGGACCGUGACAUGGAGGUAAAGCCGACGAUCCGGGCUCUCAAGCGCGCCCUUCUGGUGGCGCUGAGGUGCGUCGACCCAGAUUCCGAGAAGAGACCCUCCAUGGGUCACGUUGUCCGGAUGCUAGAGGCAGAAGACGUCCCGUCAAGGGAGGACCGGAGGAGCCGGAGGGGCCACGCCGGCAAUGCGGACACCGAGUCCAAGGCGAGCUCAAGCGAGUUCGAGCAGCGCCAACAGCAGCAGGCACCGCCGCCGCCGCAGCAGCCCGUGGCGGGGCCGGAGGAUCUGAUCAAUCUAUGCCAUGACGGGCGCGUGAAGGAGGCGGUGGAGCUGCUCGAGAAGGGGGCGCGGGCCGACGCGCCCUCCUUCCACGCGCUGGCGGCCGCCUGCUCCAGCCCGAAGCUGCUAGACGAUCUCCGCAAGGUGCACGACUUCCUGCUCCGCUCGCCGUUCCGCGCCGACCUGCAGGUGAACAACAAGGUGCUGGAGAUGUACAGCCGGUGCGAGAACAUGACGCACGCACGCAGGACGUUCGACCACAUGCCCGACCGGGACGCGGCGUCCUGGCACAUCAUGAUCGGCGGCUACGCGGCCAACGGGCUCGGCGACGCCGCGCUGCAGCUCUUCGAGGAGAUGAAGCGGUGCGGCGUGCCGCCCACCGCGCGCACCUUCUCGCUGGUGCUCGACGCGUGCGCCAACUCGGAGGCCAUCGAGGAGGCGCUGCUCUACUUCGACGCCAUGGCCAGGGACCACGGCAUCGAGCCGGGCGUGGAGCACUAUGUUGGGAUCAUCGAGGUGCUCGGCAAGUCGGGGCAUCUCGACGAGGCUGUGGCGUACAUCGAGGAGAAGCUGCCGUUCGAGCCCAAUGCCGUGGUGUGGGAGUCGCUGCUGAACCUGGCGCGCAUGAACGGGGAUGUUGACCUUGAGGACCGGGCGGAGGAGCUGCUGGUCUCGCUUGACCCGUCCAAGCUCAACCCUAAGAAGCUGCCGACCCCUCCUCCCAAGAGGCGCCUCGGGAUCAACAUGCUCGACGGGAGGAACAAGCUGGGGGAGUACAGGCUGCCGCCCAAGAUCGAGAAGAAGGUGGUGAACGAGCAGCGCUACGUGCCCGACACCAGGUACGUGCUCCACGACAUCGACCAGGAGGCCAAGGAGCAGGCCCUGCUGUACCACAGCGAGAGGCUGGCCAUCGCCUACGGCCUCAUCAGCACUCCCGCUCGGACACCGCUCCGCAUCAUCAAGAACCUCAGGAUCUGCGGGGACUGCCACAAUGCCAUCAAGAUCAUGUCCAGGAUCGUCGGGAGGGAGCUUAUUGUCAGGGACAACAAGCGGUUCCACCAUUUCAAGGAGGGCAAGUGCUCCUGCGGUGACUACUGGUGAACACGGUUCCGUGCAAGUUGGAUCCCAUUAUCUGAUG